UGGGAAAAGGACAAGCUCUGAACACCAACUAGCUCAGCUCCCAGCCAUCUGGAUAAAGCAACGCCCUUCUUCUGUGGGAAUACGGGAGCGGCCUAAUUAUCUCCAUGCCUUAGAAUUUAAACAAAAGGGAUGUUUAGGGAUAAACCCCUAAGCACCACAUGCCUCUGAUACGUCAUUGUAGUUACUGAAACCUUGCACGGACGCUGCUACUCCGUGUACUGAUAAUCCCUGCUGCUGAGAUCCUGCUGAAUGAAUUGGCUUCCUGUGACUACAGAAAGAUUGCACGGGGCUAUUUCUUGGAUUGACAAUUUCAGCAGAUUAAAUAUUUCUCAGACUACAGAUACUUCAUUUUAAACCUGUUUUACAAGUUCUUUUUGUGAUAUAAUACUUGGAUUUCUUAUACUCACAAAGUUCCUUAGAUAAGUAACUUUGCGUGUGUUUUCGCGUGUUUUGUGUGUGGAGCAAUACAAGCAUACUGGGAUUUUCUUCUGUAUUGUUUGCAAUAGACAGGUUUCCACUUGUGGAGUGAACAAAAUGCUAUUGGCAAUGCAUUGCAUUUGUAAUAAUACAUCCGAUUUGAUUACAUAAGUUCUUUACUCAUCUGCAUGUCUGAGGGUCCUAACUGAGUUACUCCUGGAUUGUGCAACAUUUUUGCUGUGAAAUGAAAGCUGGAGGUUUCUUGGAUAGUGUUUUAAUGUUUUUGAAAUGACUUUAUGGUACCUAAGCAACUUCUGGGCCACUGAUAGAAACCACUCACAGCUUUGGCAAACGUUCUGCUGGAAGCUUCAGGCGUGGCUGUGAAUGCAUUGUGUUGGAGCCUUCUGAAAUGAUUGUGGUGGACUAUAUGGACGAAAAUGAAGAGUAUUUCCAGAGGCAGGCAUCUCACCGGCAAUCCCGUCGGAGAUUUAGAAAGAUUAAUCAGAAAGGCGAGAGGCAAACCAUUAUUGAUACAGUGGAUCCUUAUCCAGUUGGUAAACCACCUUUACCAAGAGGCUAUCAUACGGAAUGCACUAAACCUCAGCUCCCUGCUGACUUCACAAAGCUGCACAUCACAGAUAGUCUUCAUCCACAGGUGACACACGUGUCCUCCAGUCAUUCAGGAUGUAGCAUCACUAGCGAUUCUGGGAGCAGCAGCUUGUCUGAUAUCUACCAGGCCACAGAAAGUGAAGCUGGAGAUAUGGACCUGAGUGGGCUGCCAGAGACUGCUGUUGAUUCAGAAGAUGACGACGAUGAAGAAGAUAUUGAAAGGGCCUCUGACCCUUUGAUGAGCAGGGACAUUGUACGAGACUGUCUAGAAAAAGAUCCCAUUGAUCGAACUGAUGAUGACAUUGAACAACUCCUGGAAUUUAUGCAUCAGCUUCCCGCAUUUGCCAACAUGACCAUGUCUGUCAGACGAGAGUUGUGUGCAGUUAUGGUGUUUGCAGUGGUGGAGCGGGCAGGCACCGUGGUCCUGAAUGAUGGGGAAGAGCUUGAUUCUUGGUCGGUUAUUUUAAAUGGCUCUGUGGAAGUGACUUACCCUGAUGGGAGGACAGAAAUACUUUGCAUGGGUAACAGCUUUGGUGUCUCUCCAACAAUGGAGAAGGAAUACAUGAAGGGAGUGAUGAGAACCAAGGUGGAUGACUGCCAGUUUGUGUGCAUAGCCCAGCAGGAUUACUGCCGCAUCCUCAACCAAGUGGAAAAGAACAUGCAGAAAGUAGAAGAGGAGGGGGAGAUUGUGAUGGUUAAAGAGCACAGAGAGCUUGAUCGCACCGGGACGAGGAAAGGUCACAUUGUCAUCAAGGGAACUUCAGAACGUCUUACAAUGCACCUUGUGGAAGAACAUUCUGUGGUCGAUCCCACGUAUAUAGAAGACUUCCUCCUGACUUACAGGACUUUCUUAUCGAGCCCCAUGGAAGUUGGAAAGAAGUUGCUGGAGUGGUUUAAUGACCCCAGCCUUAGAGACAAGGUGACACGUGUAGUGCUGCUGUGGGUGAACAAUCACUUUAAUGACUUUGAAGGUGACCUUGCCAUGACUCGAUUUUUAGAGGAGUUUGAGAACAACUUGGAACAACAGAAAAUGGGUGGACACCUACGGUUGCUGAAUAUUGCAUGUGCUGCCAAGGCAAAAAGGAGAUUGAUAACACUAACAAAGCCAUCUCGAGAAGCCCCCUUGCCUUUUAUCCUGCUGGGAGGGUCAGACAAGGGAUUUGGCAUCUUUGUAGACAGCGUGGAUCCUGGAAGCAAAGCUGUAGAAGCAGGCUUAAAGAGAGGGGAUCAGAUCCUGGAGGUGAACGGUCAAAACUUUGAGAACAUUCAGCUUCCCAAGGCCAUGGAAAUUCUGAAGAACAAUACUCAUUUGUCUAUCACUGUGAAAACCAAUUUAUUUGUUUUUAAAGAGCUUUUAGCCAGACUGUUGGAAGAGAAAAGAAGCAAUGCGCCCCACUUGCCCAAGAUCGGUGACAUCAAGAAGGCCAGUAGAUAUUCCAUCCCAGAUCUUGCCGUUGAUGUUGAGCAAGUUAUAGGACUGGAAAAAGUGAGCAAAAAAAGCAAAGCUAAUACGGUUGGAGGAAGAAACAAGUUGAAGAAAAUACUUGACAAAACCCGCAUCAGUAUCUUGCCUCAGAAGCCUUAUAAUGACAUUGGAAUUGGUCAGUCACAAGAUGACAGCAUUGUGGGGUUACGGCAGACAAAGCACAUGCCAGCUACACUACCUGUCAGUGGGACACUGUCAUCCAGCAAUCCUGAUUUAUUACAGUCACAUCAUCGCAUCCUCGACUUUACCACCACCCCAGAUCUACCUGACCAGGUGUUGCGUGUUUUCAAGGCUGACCAACAGAGCCGUUACAUAAUGAUCAGCAAAGACACUACAGCAAAAGAAGUGGUAAUUCAGGCCAUCAGAGAGUUUGCGCUGACCGCUGUCGCAGAUGCUUACUCCUUAUGUGAAGUGUCUGUCACACCUGAAGGUGUAAUCAAACAGAGGCGGCUGCCUGAUCAGCUCUCUAAGCUGGCAGACAGAAUACAGCUUAGUGGAAGAUACUACCUAAAAAAUAACAUGGAAACAGAAACCCUAUGCUCAGAUGAAGACGCUCAAGACUUGCUAAGAGAAAGUCAGCUUUCUUUAUUGCAGCUAAGCACUAUUGAAGUUGCAACUCAGCUCUCCAUGAGAAAUUUUGAACUGUUCCGUAAUAUUGAGCCAACAGAAUACAUCGAUGACUUAUUUAAACUGAAGUCAAAGACUGGCUGCACCAACCUGAAAAACUUUGAAGAGGUCAUAAAUCAGGAGACCUUCUGGGUGGCCUCGGAAAUCUUAAGGGAAACCAACCAACUGAAGCGGAUGAAGAUUAUCAAGCAUUUUAUCAAGAUUGCACUGCAUUGUAGGGAGUGCAAGAAUUUCAACUCUAUGUUUGCAAUCAUUAGUGGUUUAAAUUUGGCUCCUGUGUCACGACUCCGAACAACAUGGGAAAAACUUCCUAGUAAAUAUGAGAAGCUGUUUCAAGAUCUUCAAGACCUUUUUGACCCAUCAAGGAACAUGGCUAAAUAUCGCAAUGUACUUAAUAGCCAGAAUCUUCAGCCUCCCAUUAUCCCCCUUUUUCCAGUUAUCAAAAAAGAUCUUACAUUCCUACAUGAAGGUAAUGACUCCAAAGUUGAAGGUUUGGUCAACUUUGAGAAGCUAAGGAUGAUUGCGAAAGAAAUCCGCCAUGUCGGUCGAAUGGCUUCGGUCAACAUGGAUCCUGCACUAAUGUUUAGAACAAGGAAGAAGAAGUGGAGAAGUUUAGGAUCACUUAGUCAAGGCAGUACCAAUGCAACAGUUCUUGAUGUAGCCCAGACUGGAGGGCACAAAAAGCGCGUACGUCGUAGUUCUUUCUUAAAUGCAAAAAAAUUGUAUGAAGAUGCCCAGAUGGCUCGUAAAGUAAAGCAGUACUUGUCAGAUCUGGAUCUUGAAAUGGAUGAAGAAAAUCUUCAGACGCUAUCUCUGCAGUGUGAGCCAGCAACAAAUACAUUGCCAAAAAAUCCAUGUGAGAAGAGAUCAGGUAAACCAGACACAUCACCAGUUACACCAAGGGCAGCUACACAACAGAAACAGCAGCAGCAAAUAGCUAAGGCGAAUCAGGCAUUACAAGUGCCUGCAGUAUCGCUAUACCCAUCUCGGAAGAAAGUGCCAGUUAAAGAUCUACCACCUUUUGGCAUCAUAACUUAUUUAUCAUAUGAGCACAUAUCUCCUCUUAAAGGCAUCAACUCUCCGCAAGCUUUAAAGAAAAUCCUCUCAUUAUCGGAAGAAGGUAGUUUGGAAAGACACAAAAAACAAGCAGAAGACACUAUAUCAAAUGCAUCAUCACAACUUUCUUCUCCUCCAACAUCCCCGCAGAGCUCUCCGAGAAAAGGUUAUACACUGGCAGCUAGUGGCACUAUAGAUAAUUUCUCAGACUCUGGACACAGUGAAAUUUCUUCCCGUUCUAGUAUAGUCAGUAAUUCUUCCUUUGACUGUGUACACCUGCAUGAUGAUAGGCGGCAAAGGCAUUCGGUUAGCAUUGUAGAGACUAACCUCGGUGUCGUAAGGAUGGAUAGAAGAGCCACGCUGGAAUCGGAACAUUGCUGCUUAGGCUCGUAUGCACCUUUGGCAGAUGGCCGAUGUUUCUAUGCUGGUGCCACUGUUUUGUCCUCUCCGAGCAUGGAGGAGCUGUCCCAAGACCAAGGGGACAGAGCAUCUCUGGAUGCAGCAGAUAGUGGCCGUGGUAGCUGGACUUCUUGCUCAAGUGGCUCCCAUGACAAUAUACAAACUAUACCACAUCAGAGAAGCUGGGAGACGCUUCCUUUUGGUCAUGUUCAUUUUGAGAGCACAGCAGAUGGGGCAGGUUAUUGGACCUCAGGUAGUCAUAUGGACCAGGCCAUUUUUCCUGACCAUAAAUUUGGCAGACAUAGCCAAGGAAGAGAGGCUUUAGAUCAAGCACAGUCCAGAGCAAGCUGGGCAUCAUCAACAGGUUACUGGGGUGAGGACUCUGAAGGGGACACUGGCACGAUUAAAAGAAGAGGUGGAAAGGAUGUUGCUCUUGAAGCUGAAACCAACAGCAUUACAUCUUUAUCAUCCGAGGAAUCCAAAUCACUCAGCAUUCCCUCUCAUAUUGCAGUGACGGCGAGUUCUGCUAAAGGUCUUAUUGUGUAUUGUGUUACUACAGCGAGGAAAGAGGGACGGUAUCGAGAGCCACCCCCAACGCCGCCGGGUUAUGUAGGAAUCCCCAUUGCAGACUUUGCUGAAGGACACCCACCACUUUCUAGAAAACCCCCGGAUUAUAAUGUGGCACUGCAGCGUUCCAGAAUGAUGGCUCGGAGAAGUGACAGUGAAGGAGCUACAGCCACUUCUCCACCAUCACAUAACCAGACUCCGAACAAGCUAGGAAAUAAACCACAGUGGCAUAAACCGAAUGAAUCUGACCCACGACUUGCUCUUUAUCAGGCACAAGUGGUUUCAGCAAAAGAUGAUACAGAUGAUGAGCAAGUAUCUGCGGUAUAAAGUACAGAACUCUUCCCUUUCUGGAUGAGCCACCUUUAAACUGAGAGCACAAGAAGAUGACCUAUAAGAUAGGAGCCUUUCGACCUCACGUUGAGAUGGUGGAUUUUUUGUCUCCUCCUCUGCCUUAAAGCAGCAUUGGACAUCUUCUGCCCCUUUACCCCUCUCCCUGGCAUGUGAAAAUACUGUGAAGAAAUCACCCUGGCACUUUUUUGUUCCCCGACAAACUAUGUUGCUUGAAACAUACAGCUGGGUGACCACCAUGUUGUGUGGUCUCUGGCUUAAACCUUGCACAGUAUCAUUCCAAAAUCCUCAACCAUCACAUCAGCGGUUAUAUUCUGGCUGCACUUCUUCAUGCCUGGAAGGGUAUCUUUUUAUCUUCCUUUUCGAUUUUAAUCUUCAACUAGCUUCUCAUUAGGUAAAUGGGACUAGCUGGUCAUCUUAUAACAAUAGCCCUUUUUUAACUUCAGAGUUUUGCAUUGAAACAAUCUCCGUACAUGGCUUGAGUUGGUUUUGUUUGUUUACAGUACCAUUUGUUACCAUACAUCCCCUUUGUUGUAUGAGGCACUUGGGGUCCAGCAACCAUCUGCAAUAAAGGGGACAGUUUAGCGAGUAUAUUUGUUACAUCAGAAUAAUUACAGUGUUAUUUCACACCUAAGUUAUAACUAUUUUUUAUGUUUAUAGAGAUUUUUAAUUAAGAAAUGAACUGGAUAAUAUUGAAGUGAUGGCAGCUUGAGUUCUUGAACUAAUGCUACUAGCUGUUUAAUACUGUCCGAAUCACAAACUGUUUCAUUACUCACCAUAAACCAAUCAGUGACAAUUAAUAGGUCAAACUCUUCACUGAAGCAGGAACGGACCUGCGCAACGUUGAUCUUGUAGAGAAGGCCAAUGUGUAGCAUUCACCUGCUCACAGCUGCUAUUUAAUCUUUCAUGACUGAAAUCUCCCUGUAUCUCUCUCUUUGCACAGACUCCGGAUACAUGAAGGAUGCCCUCCGAGUAAUGCUCCUGUAUUGAGGAACUUGUGAUCUUGGAUUUAUUUUUUUUCUUUUAUCAAAUUGAACUCAACUGAUCAUAUUGAUCAGUGGAUAAACAUAUAUAGAUACAACUUUAACAAAGAAAAUUAGGAAACAAAAUGCAGUGUUUUUUCACUGUAUAUAUGUCAGUGCUUUAUUUAAUUAUUCUCUCUAUCCUGUAUACAUAGCUUUUGUCUAUUGCUUCUGUAUCACAUUGUCAAUUAUGCCUAUGUACUUUUACAUGUAAUAUGCAUUAUUUGCCAGCUUUAUUCUGUAGGCGACAGACCUCGUGCAUAUAGGCAGACAGAAGCCCAGCUCACACAUUGCACAAAUAUUAUAAGCAUCAUGUAAUCGUAGGAUAUAGGACUGCUAAUCUCAGUUCGCUCUGUGAUGUCAAGUGCAGAAUGUACAACUAACUGGUGAUUUCCUCAUACUUUUGAUACUACUUGUACCUGUAUGUCUUUUAGAAAGACAUUGGUAGAGUCUGUAUCCUUUUUGUAUUUUUAAUACAAUAAUUGUACAUAUUGGUUAUAUUUUUGUUGAAGAUGGUAGAAAUGUACUAUGUUUAUGCUUCUACAUCCAGUUUGUAUGAAGCUGGAGAAUAAAUAAAUAUAACAUACUGUACAAAGUG
Molecule: messenger RNA, 7129 nt
Organism: Bombina bombina (fire-bellied toad)
Lineage: Eukaryota; Metazoa; Chordata; Amphibia; Anura; Bombinatoridae
Gene: RAPGEF2
Product: Rap guanine nucleotide exchange factor 2
Exons: 27
Coding region: 827-5488 (1553 amino acids)
Biological process (GO): small GTPase-mediated signal transduction; positive regulation of ERK1 and ERK2 cascade
Molecular function (GO): guanyl-nucleotide exchange factor activity; protein binding
Source: RefSeq, a predicted model, not a curated record